AUGAACCAUGCCCUUUACCACGUACCAAGCUCUGAAAACAACAGCAACACGCCCACCAAGAAUCCGAAGCACCCGGCCAGUCAUUCUACAUCUGCAACAAUGGAUCUGAGACAGCUGUGGUCAGAGAUGGCGCAGUUCUUGCGGGCGACUUUAACGGCAAACUCUGGUCUGCAGUCCAGAAGGAGAACGCUGCCAAAGCAGACCCCACCGCAGCAGACAUCCCUUUCCUCUUACCGCUGCCAGAUGAACAGCAAAGUGGUUACCAUUGGGAGUGUCAUCAAGGCCAAGAGGCAAAUUGCCCCUGCGGAUGCGACAGUUGCCUGCCACAGCUUGUCUGACCAGCCCACUCAAGAAGACCCAGCCUGCUAUUUGCUUAAGAGCCGCAAAAGAACAACAAAUAAUAAUCCCUAUAUUGCCCUUAAUAAAGAAGAAUGUCUUUUGAUUUUUUUCGGGCUCUUAAGCAUUGAGUAG
Symbiodinium natans is the source of this 471-nucleotide messenger RNA. The record is from the annotation of a GenBank genome assembly. Lineage: Eukaryota; Dinophyceae; Suessiales; Symbiodiniaceae.